Eubalaena glacialis (North Atlantic right whale) is the source of this 3353-nucleotide messenger RNA. RefSeq names its product protein kinase N3 (gene PKN3). Gene Ontology annotation, molecular function: ATP binding; protein serine/threonine kinase activity; small GTPase binding. Gene Ontology annotation, biological process: intracellular signal transduction; peptidyl-serine phosphorylation. The record is from RefSeq and is a predicted model, not a curated record. NCBI's taxonomy places the organism in Eukaryota, Metazoa, Chordata, Mammalia, Artiodactyla, Balaenidae. The transcript is spliced from 22 exons. The coding region runs from base 338 to 3061 and encodes 907 amino acids.
UUUUCUUCCCUUGUAUCGCGGGGCGGGGGUCAGUGUCUCAAGGAGCAGGAACCGCGGCCUCAGAUGAGGGGCACUGGGCUCCAAAUCCCUCGGAACAUCGGAUCCGGGGGAGGCGCCGGGGCCUCUGGGUCAGGAGCCGGGCUCGAUCCCGCGCGGCCGAGAGGCGGCGCUGAUCCCAGGUCCCGCGAGGGCCAGCGGACCUCGGGAGGGGGCGCCCGAUCCCGCGACUCCGGCGCCGCUUCCCGGGAAGUUUCAAGUUUGAAAGCCCUGGCGGAGGGGCCGGGGCUUCCGGAACCGGAGUGGUCGAGAGGAGGGGCCGAGCUGCCCGAGCGGCGCCAUGGAAGAGGGGGCGCCGCAGCAGCCUGGGGCGGGCCAGUGGCCCCCAGGGGAUGAGAAAGAGGCGAUCCGCCGGGCCAUCCAGAAGGAGCUGAAAAUCAAGGAGGGUGUGGAGAACCUGCGGCGGGUAGCCACUGACCGCCGCCACCUGGGCCACGUGCAGCAGCUGCUGCGGUCCUCCAACCGCCGCCUGGAGCAGCUGCACGGGGAGCUGCGGGAGCUGCAUGCCCGCAUCCUGCUGCCUGGCCCCGGGCCUGGCCCGGCUGAACCUGCGGCCUCAGGACCUUGGCCGCUGGCAGAGCAGCCAAGGACUCGACACCUGGAGGCUCUACAGAGGCAGCUGCAGGUAGAGCUGAAGGUCAAGCAGGGAGCCGAGAAUAUGACCCACACGUAUGCCAGUGGCACUCCCAAGGAGAGGAAGCUUCUGGCAGCCGCCCAGCAGAUGCUACAGGACAGCCAGCUGAAGGUGGCCCUGCUACGAAUGAAGAUCAGCAGCCUGGAGGCCAGCGGGUCCCCUGAGCCAGGACCGGAGCUGCUGGUGGAGGAGCUGCGGCACCGGCUACGCAUCGAGGCUGCUGUGGCCGAGGGCGCCAAGAACGUGGUGAAGCUGCUCGGUAGCCGGCGAACGCAGGACCGCAAGGUGCUAGCCGAGGCUCAGGCCCAGCUCCAGGAGUCCUCCCAGAAACUGGACCUCCUGCGGCUGGCCUUGGAGCAGCUGCUGGAGGGACUGCCUCCUGCCCACCCUCUGCGUGGCAGAGUGGCCCGGGAGCUGCGGACUGCUGUGUCUGGGAACGCCCAGCCUUCAGGGACACUCGUGAAGCCCACUGCCAUGACAGGGACACUGCAGGUCCACCUCCUGGGCUGUGAGCAGCUGCUGACAGCUGUGCCGGGACGUUCCCCCGUGGCCGCACUGGCCGGGAGCCCCUCCCAGGGCUGGCUUCGGAGCAGGGCCAAGCAGCAGCGUGGCGGAGGCGAGCUGGCCAGUGAGGUGUUGGCCGUGCUGAAGGUGGACAAUCGCAUUGUGGGCCAGACGGGCUGGGGGCCUGUGGCCAAGCAGUCCUGGGACCAGACCUUUGUCGUCCCCCUGGAGCGGGCCCGAGAGCUGGAGAUCGGGGUGCGCUGGCGAGACUGGCGGCAGCUGUGCGGCGUGGCCUUCCUGAGGCUGGAGGACUUCCUGGACAAUGCCUGUCACCAGCUCUCCCUCAGCCUGGUGCCGCAGGGGCUGCUCUUUGCCCAGGUGACCUUCUGUGACCCUGUCAUUGAGAGAAGGCCCCGGCUGCAGAGGCAGAAGCGCAUUUUCUCAAAACGCAGAGGUCAGGACUUCCUGAGGGCUUCCCAGAUGAACCUCAGCAUGGCGGCCUGGGGGCGCUUGGUCAUGAGCCUGCUGCCCCCCUGCAGUUCCCCAAGCACCAUCAGCCCCCCGAAAGGGUGCUCCCAGACCCCAGCCACACCCCGGGGGGCCGCCGCCCCUGCCUCGCCCAGUAAUUUCCCGCCCAAGAAGACCCCCUUGCGAGAAGAGAUCCAAUCCCCACCCAAGCCACCGCGCCUCUACCUGCCCCAGGAGCCGACCUCCGAGGAGAUGCCAAGCACCAAACGCCCCCACAUGGAGCCCAGGACUCGACUCGAGCCAUCUCUGCCAGCCUCAGCCACCAGGAAACCCCCCCGGCUUCAGGACUUCCGCUGCUUGGCCGUGCUGGGCCGGGGCCACUUCGGGAAGGUCCUCUUGGUCCAGUUCAAGGGGACAGGUCAAUACUAUGCCAUCAAAGCGCUGAAGAAGCAGGAGGUGCUGAGCCGGGAUGAGAUAGAGAGCCUGUACUGCGAGAAGCGAAUCCUGGAGGCUGUGGGCCGCAUGGGGCAUCCCUUCCUACUCUCCCUCCUUGCCUGCUUCCACACCUCCAGCCACGCCUGCUUCGUGACCGAGUUCGUGCCCGGUGGUGACCUCAUGAUGCAGAUCCAUGAGGACGUCUUCCCUGAGCCCCAGGCCCGGUUCUAUCUGGCCUGUGUGGUCCUGGGGCUGCAGUUCUUACAUGAGCAGAAGAUCAUUUACAGAGACCUUAAGUUGGAUAAUCUUCUGCUGGAUGCCCAGGGUUUCCUGAAGAUCGCAGACUUUGGGCUCUGUAAGGAAGAGGUUCUUGUGGAUGACACACCAUGCUGGCAUCAGUGUGGAUGUUGGUUUGCAGGGAUCGGCUUUGGGGACCGGACGAGCACCUUCUGUGGCACCCCGGAGUUCCUGGCCCCUGAGGUGCUGACCCAGGAGGCCUAUACGCGGGCUGUGGACUGGUGGGGGCUGGGCGUGCUGCUCUACGAGAUGCUGGUGGGCGAGUGCCCGUUUCCAGGGGACACCGAGGAGGAGGUGUUUGACUGCAUCGUCAAUGCGGAAGCCCCAUACCCGCGCUUUCUGUCGGUGCAAGGGCUUGAGCUCAUUCAGAAGCUCCUCCAGAAGUGCCCCGAGAAGCGCCUGGGGGCGGGGGAGCGGGAUGCCGAGGAGAUCAAGACACAGCCUUUCUUCAGGACCACCGACUGGCAGGCCCUGCUCGCCCGAGCCGUCCAGCCCCCGUUUGUGCCCACCCUCUGCGGCCCCACAGACCUGCGCUACUUUGAGGGCGAGUUCACGGGGCUGCCGCCUGCCCUGACGCCGCCUGAUGCCCGCAGCCCCCUCACCGCCCGCCAACAGGCUGCCUUCCGGGACUUCGACUUUGUGUCCCAGCGAUUCCUGGAGCCCUGAGGGCCUCCCGGGCUCUCUACCCCCUGCCCCUCAGACGGUUGGAACCUCUGCUUGCCCGCCUGGGAGCCCUGGUAUUGAUGAGCCCUUGGGACUCAAGGUGGCGGCCACGGGCUGCUGUUGUGGGCUUUGCUGAGUCACCGGGCAAAGUGCUGCCUCCCCUCCCUUCUCCCGACCACCUCUCCCCUGCCCGCUGCGAGACCUGGACCCGAAAGUGUGGCACAGCGAGGAGCAGUUUGGUUUGUUUUUUGAACACUUGACUUGCUUUAUGGAUUAUUAAAUUUAUAAAACUGUG